GUGUCGAGCGGCGGUUCUGUAGUCAUUGCUGAUAAAGUUGGCGGAAGAGAGGCAGAUGCUGGCGCUGGUGACUUUACUGUAGGCUCGAGCGGUACUGACGGUGGUCGUGUCGAUGACAUAGUUGACGGAAGAGAGGCAGAUGCCGGCACCGACGAGUCUAAUGCCGGCGAUUUCUUUGGGACGUCUGAUAACGAUGCUUGUGGCAUAGGCUGUGAUGGUAAUGAAGUUUCCGGUGGUGCUGCAGGGUGGGCUGAUGUUUUUGAUGAAGGUGAAGUAAGGGGUGAUGGUGUUGCUGACCGGCUUAGUGAAAUUCGUGCUGGUGACAGCGAAGAUGCUAAGUCUUUUGACGAAAAUGGCUUAGGUGGCCCUAGGGACGCCAGGGAUGCAAAUUCUGGUAAUUCUUUAACAGAUGUUGUUCGUGGCUCGAGUGGUGCUGACGGUGUCGGUGUUCGUGACGACGACAUAGUUCGCAGAGUUGAUUCGUCAAGCAGCGGUUCUGUAGUCAUUGCUGAUGAAGUUGGCGGAAGAGAGAAGGACGCUGGCGCCGAUGACUUUACUGUAGGCUGGAGCGGUACUGGCGGUGGUCGUGACGAUGACAUAGGCUGCAGAGUUGAUUUGUCAAGCGACGGUUCUGUAGUUACUGGUGGUGAAGUUGACGGGGCAGAGGCAUAUGCUGGCGCCGAUGACUCUACUCUUGCCUCGAGUGGAACUGACGGUGGUCGUGACGAUGACGUAGGCUGCAGAGUUGAUUUGUCAAGCAGUGCUUCUGUAGCUAUUGAUGGUGAAGUUAGCGGGACAAAGGCAAAUGCUGGCGCCGAUGACUUUACUUUUGCCUCGAGUGGUACGGAGGGUGGUCGUGUCGAUAACAUAGGUCGCAGGGUUGAUUUGUCAAGCGGCGGUUCUGUAGUUACUGGUGGUGAAGUUGGCGGGACAGAGGCAUAUGCUGGCGCCGACGAUUUUACUGUUGGCUCGAGUGGUACUGACGGUGGUCGUGACGACGACAUGGGCCGCAAAGUUAGUCUGUCAAGCGAUGGUUCUGUAGUAACUGCUGAUGAAGUUGUCUGGACAGAGGCAGAUGCUGGUGCCGGUGACUUUACUGUUGCCCCGAGUGGUACUGACGGUGGUCGUGUCGUUGACAUAGGCUGCAGAGUUGAUUUGUCAGGCAAUGCUUCUGUAGCUAUUGAUGUUAUUGCUGGUGAAGUUAGCGGGACAGAGGCAGAUGCUGGCGCCGAUGACUUUACUGUUGCCUCGAGUGGUACUGAAGGUGGUCGUGUCGAUGACAUAGGUCGCAGAGUUGAUUUGUCAAGCGAUGGUUCUGUUGAUAGUGCUGUUGAAGUUGGCGGGACAGAGGAUGAUGCUGGCGCCGAUGACAUUACUGUAGGCUCGAGCGAUGCUGACGCUGGUCGUGACGAUGACAUAGGCCGCAGAGUUAAUCUGUCAGGCGAUGGUUCUGUAGAAACUGCUGAUGAAGUUGUCAGGACAGAAGCAAAUGCUGGUGCCGAUGACUUUACUCUUGCCUCGAGUGGUACUGACGGUGACGAUGAGAUAGGACGCAGAGUGGAUUUAGCAACUGUUGUUACUGCUGAUGAAGUUGACGGAAGAGAGGCAGGUGCCGGCACCGACGAGUUUAAUGUUGGCGAUUUCUUUGGGACGUCUGAUAACGAUGCUGGUGGUGAAGUAAAGGCUGAUGGUGUUGCUGACCGGCUCAGUGAAACCCGUGCUGGUGACAGCGAAGAUGCUAAGUCUUUUGACGAAGAUGGUUUAGGUGGCCCUAGGGACGCCAGGGAUGCAGAUUCUGGUAAUUCUUUAACAGAUGUUGAUCGUGGCUCGAGUGGUGCUGACGGUGUCGGUGUUCGUGACGACGACAUAGGUCGCAUAGUUGAUUCGUCAAGCGGCGGUUCUGUAGUCAUUGCUGAUGAAGUUGGCGGAAGAGAGGGGGAUGCUGGCGCCGAUGACUUUACUCCUGUCUCGAGUGGUACUGACGGUGGUCGUGACGACGACAUAGGCCGCAGAGUUGAUCUGUCAAGCGAUGGUUCUGUAGUAACUGCUGAUGAAGUUGUCUGGACAGAGGCAGAUGCUUGCGCCGGUGACUUUACUGUUGCUUCAAGUGAUACUGACGGUGGUUGUGUCGUUGACAUAGGCUGCAGAGUUGAUUUGUCAAGCGAUGGUUCUGUUGCUACUGAUGGUGAAACUGGCGGGACAGCGGCAUAUGCUGGCGCCGAUGACUUUACUCUUGCCUCGAGUGGUACUGACGGUGGUCGUGACGAUGAUAUAGCACGCAGAGUGGAUUUGGCAACUGUUGUUACUGUUGAUGAAGUUGGCGGAAGAGAGGCAGGUGCCGGCACCGACAAGUCUAAUGUUGGCGAUUUCUUUGGGACGUCUGACAACGAUACUGGCGGUGGAGGCGGUGAUACCGAUGAAAUUUCCGGUGGUGCUGCAGGAUGGGCUGAUGUCUUUGGUGAAGGUGAAGUAAGGGGUGAUGAUGUUGCUGACCGCCUCUGUGCAGCCCGUUCUGAUGACAGCGACGAUGGUGAAGAUGACCGAGGCGGAUGCUGA
Molecule: messenger RNA, 2556 nt
Organism: Gongylonema pulchrum
Lineage: Eukaryota; Metazoa; Nematoda; Chromadorea; Rhabditida; Gongylonematidae
Source: the annotation of a GenBank genome assembly